AUGGGUGUCGCCGGUCUGACGGGGUACAUCAACAAGAACCUUCGGGGGGCGGUAGCCAUGGAGGACCUGCAAGAGGGCGACACGCUGGCGAUCGAUGGAUCGGGAUGGAUGUUCCACCUCCUGGAGGGGCAAAGGGUCGACCACGGGGGCGACUACGACCUCUUGCACAAGACCGUCGUUCGCGAGGUCGGCCGGCUGCGGCAGGCGGGCCUCAAGCUGCUCGUGUACAUGGACGGCCCGACCAGAAAGAUGAAGGCCGCUACGAGGGAGCGUCGGCGGGGGCAGGACGGGGAGAAGCUCGCGAACCUCUACGCCUACACCCUGGACGGGGGGGGCUCGUUCGUGGGGCCGGGCCAGGCGCCGGACCUCAGCGCAGAGGCGUUUCCCCUGCCAAAGCUGGCGCAGAGGCAGUUCUACGCCUCCCUCCGCACGACCGGCGUCAAGAUCGUAGAAUGCCCUGGCGAGGCUGACCAGGAGAUCGCUAAGGCUAGCGCCGAGGACGGGACGGGGAGGACGUUCGCCGUCGGCAGCGACAGCGACUUCUUGAUCUUCGAGCGGUGCCGCUAUGUUCACUUCGAUGAUCUUGUGCUGCACCGAAGAGAAGAAGGAGACGGGGACGGGGGUGGGGUAGCGCAGGCGAGGGUGUGGACCCGAACGCGCCUGGCGGAGCUGUGCGGGAUCAGCGAGCGGCAGGUGGUAGAGUGGGCGAUUCUGAUGGGGAACGACUACACGCGGGAGCUGUCGUUCAGGGUCAUCGGGUUUGGUAGCCACCGGAGGCGAAGGCCGGAAAAGACGCUCGAGUACGUGCAGAGCAUGGGGCCCGGCGUGACGCUCGACGAGAGAAUAGAACGUACUGUGCGGCGAAAGUGGCGGUAUGGCGAGGGGGGGGGGACGUCAUCGUCCUCUGGCUCGGCCGAGGAUGAGAGCGGCGUCGCCGACCACGGGCGGGCAAACGAAGAUGACGACGACGAAGAGGAUGAGGAGGACGAGGACGAGGGCGAGGAAGAGGAUGAGGAGGAGGAUGAUGACGAGGACGAGGACGAGGACGAGGAGGAGGAGGAGGAGGAGGAUUUGGAUGAGGAUGGGGAGGAAUGGGGCGAGAAGGAGAGGGGAGAGGAAGAAGCCCUGGAGGCUUCGUCCGCCGUGAUGGUGUCCUCGGGCGUGUCGGUGGGAGCCGCCGAUCCCCCCGCGCCGGAGGAAGCUACCUACGAGAAGGCCGCGUGGGGGGUUACGUUUGUGGAGAGGGCGACGGCGAUGGAGUUCUCGCGCGCCAUGUACGCGCUGGAGCCGUUGGACCGAUUCCCUGACGACGCUGAGGUAACCGGCGCCGGCGCUGCCGAUGAGGACGAGCGUCUUGUCGCCGGGCUCGGGGGUGGAGGAGGCGCCGCCAUCUCUCCAAGCGGCGGAGGCGCUGCUGCUGUUGCCCUCGAGGGCAGUGCUGCUGCUAGCCGCCGCGGUCCCGGCGCGGCCUUCGGGACGAGGGGGGACGGCGGGGGCGACUCCACUGGUGCUAGCGAUGCCGGUGGGGGGGGGGGCAACCGGCAGGCGAGGCGACGGAGAGGGAAGCGGGGCGGCGGCGGCGGCGGCGGCGGCGGCUCGAAAGGGAUGGGACCGGACGAGUUCUUGAACAAGGCCGGGAUUGGCGGCAGGAAGAAGGGGCUCAACCUGAGGUCGGCCCCGAACAUUCAUCAGCAGAAGAAGCCCCUCACUAGACUGGACGUCGUAGAAGCCGAGCUUCAGGCGGAGCUGCUCAAGAGGCCCUACGGGGACGCCGUCUUCGAGGCCCUACGGCGGACACUGGAGCAGGAGGAGGCGGUAGUAGUACGAGGGGGGGCAGCCGAAGGCAGCGGCAGCUUAGGAACGAUGACGGGAAGUGAUAACAGCGGCGGGGGUGACGUCGUCACCGGCGACAAGGUUUGGAACCGAGCGCCGGGGGUGAGCGACGAGGAGGAGGACCUGCGGCUGGAGUUCGAGCGCGUGGAGGCGGCGGCGAGGAGGACGGCCCUGUGGGCUGUGGCGCGCGGGCACAGGAAGGAGCUGGCAGCCGAUGUCCGGGUGAAGUGGCCGGACGUCCUCCUGUCCAUGCGGUACCAGAAAAACCUCCUCCGGAUGUACCGGGAGCGGGAAGCGCAGGACAACCACGAGACUGCCGCUGCGGCCGCCGCCGCCGCCGCUGACGGCGGCAAGAGCUUGGCCUCUGUAAGGAAGCAGAGGCAGAAGGCGGAAGCCGGGGGCGGGGGGGCAGCAGGCAACAACAACAACAACAACAACAGUCCCGACCGAGGCAACACAGGAGGCGCGGACGCGGCGGGGGGGGCGACGCAGCCGGACGACUUAUCAUCGCCGCCCGUCGAUGAUGCCGCGGUUCCCCUUCCGAUCGACGCCUACCGGGAGGAGAUCCUGGAGCACGUCCGGAACAACAGGGUGACCGUCAUACACGGGGAAACCGGCAGCGGGAAGAGCACGCGCAUCCCUGUCAUGCUGGUGGAGGAGGCGCUAGACCUCAUCGCGGAGGAGGCGGCCGCGGUGGCGGAGGCUGUUCGGGAGGGGGUGCAGGCCGGAGCCGGGGGGGGGCGGGGCACCGGGGUUGGAGGGGGGCGGGGGGGGAGUGGAACAACCGGCAGCGGCGGAGGCGAGGAGGUGGGUGUGCAGGCGGGCGGGGAAGGCGGCGGCGGCGGCGGUGGCGCGGAGUCUUCCGCGGGCGGCACCGCGGCUGCUGCGCCGCAGGUCAAGCGGCCGAGGAUGUUCGUUUCUCAGCCCAGGAGGGCAGCGACGCGGGCGCUGGUGCAAAGGGUGAGGCAGGAGGCGGAGAGGUCUGGGAGGGGCUGGAGCGUCGGGCUGAGGCUCGGGCACGGGGUGCGGGAGGGGCCGCCCAAGGCGGAGGUGACGUUCGCGACGACGGGCUACCUGGCGCGGCUGCUGGCGAGCAACCCGGGUGUGCUGGACUCCCACACGCACCUCAUCAUCGACGAGGUGCACGAGCGGUCCGUGGAUACCGACCUCCUGUGCCUGUUCGCCAAGAGGCUGGUCGAAACCCACCCCACCCUCCGCCUCAUCGUCAUGAGCGCCACCCUCUCGGCCAACCUCCUCAGCAAGUACUACGGUCUCACGUCCUCCCCUCUCUUCGUCGGGUCGAGGCGAUUCCCCGUCAGGCAAGUGUACGUGAACGAGCUGGCCCAGCGUCUCUCCUAUCGCCGUGUGCUGAAGAAGGCCUGCGAGAGCAUCGAGCUAGCCACCAGCGACGCGACGGCCAGAGUCACACCCAAGGUGUUGAGCCUCCAGACGAACAUGGCGGUGCAAGUGGCGAGGGGGGUGGCGUCUCCGGGGUCCGCGGUGCUAAUCUUCGUCCCCGGCAUGGCCACGAUCCUCGAGAUCAUGAACCUCUUCGAGCUCAUCUCGUCCGCCCACGUCACCUACAAGGUGAUACCGUUCCACUCGGACUUGCCGAAGGAGGAAGUGAUGUCGGCGUUCGGGCCGGUCGGGGAAGGGGUCGUGAAGGUGGUGGUGGCGACGAACAGCGCGGAGAGCUCCAUCACCCUCCCGGACGUGGACAACGUCAUCUGCCUGGGCUCCUGCAAGGAGAUGGUAUUCGACCCGCAAACGAACCGGAAGACGUUGACGCCAGUGUGGAUAUCCAGGGCCUCGGCGGUGCAACGGGCCGGCAGAACCGGGCGCGUUCGGCCGGGCACCGUGUACAAGCUCUACUCCAGGGCGAUGGGGACGGAGAUCAUGUCCGAGCACGGCAUGUCGGAGAUCCUCAGGCUUCCACUAGACGCCCUCAUCCUGGACCUGAAGAACAUGAUGCCCGGCAGUCCAGUGAUCCCAAUAUUGAAGAGCACCGUGGAGCCGCCAGACCUUCAGUCCGUCCAUCGCAGCCUGGAGUCCCUGCACGCGAUGGGGUUCACGACGUCGCCGGACGAUGACGGAGUUCUGACGGACACAGGGCGUUUCGCGUCGGGGUUGGGGGUUGACCUGGAGCUGGGCCGCAUGGUGGCGCUUGGCGGGCGGCUGGGCGUUCUUAGCGAGGCGGUGGCGAUGGCGGUCGUGCUCUCCCACCCGCCGCCCUUCAUGAGGGCCUCCCACAUGGUCACCGGGGACCCCGACGAGGCCAAUGCUAUCGUGGGACGAUCUUUCCUUGCGCAGUCUGUGUUCGACCGCGGCCUCUACUCCGACACGCUCGCCUCGCUGCGGGUGCUCCGCGAGUACCUCGUCCGGGCCGUCGGGGGAAACACCCCUCAGAAAUCCUUCUGCAGGCUGUUCUCGCUCAGCUACCCAAAGAUGGAGCAGCUCGUGUCCACCCUCUACGCCAUACACAGCCGGGCCGCCGAACUUGCGGGCGAGCCGAUCCCGAUGGUGCCACGCGAUCCUGCUAGCGACCCGGACCUGGCCAACACUUUGAGGCUGCUCCUCGCCUGGACGUUCCCCCGAAACGAGGAGGAAGCGGAAGGGGAGGGCGGGGAUGGGGGCAGCAACGGGUUCUUCAGCAAGGAGGUCGACGCCGGCUCGGACCCGAUCGCGGCGGUGGUCUACUCGGUCACGCCGCCGACCAACGCGGAGCGCCAGGGCUGGGAGCACGCCCACAACGAAGUGGAUGGGAGAAAUAGGCUGCCGAUAGGGCAGCGGCGGGUGUGCCUCGUGAUGUCUCGGAGGUCGGCCGAGUCUCACCUGAAGAUCUUGAAGAUGGGCGGCGCGAAGGAUAGGCGGUCGUGGGCCGACGUCAAGGGCAAGAUUUCCAGUGAGGAUGUACCAGGCGUUGGUCAUGUGGAGACGGUGGACGUUCCCCUGACUAAGACCAACAUGAAGCUCUUCCGAGUGCUGCUGGAGGAGAGGGCCGGCUGCGCCUACGCGGUUACGGACGCGCCCAUGGUGCAGCUCGAGAUGUCGGGAGAGAGAGAGGCGACGAAGGAAGCGCUCCACCAGGUGUUCGGUGUAACCUCGCCGUUCGAAGGGGGUCGUGUCGGCGCCCCGAACCAGGUGAUUGAGUUCCCGAGGGGCAACAACAACGUGGAAGGGUGCAACUCACUCGUUGAGGAUGUGCCGCUGGGGGCCAGGAUGCUGGCGGCGAUGGCCAACGCCAACAGGGCGGGGGGGCGGAAGCUGCGCGUGUGGAACGACCCCAUCAAGAGGAAGGAGAAGCUGGAGGUCUCCCUCUCCCUCAAGCAGUCGGUGUGGUUUACCAAAGAAGGCAUCUUACCCUCCUCCUCCUCCUCCUCCUCCUCCUCCUCCUCCUCCUCCUCCUCCUCCUCCUCCUCGUCCGCGUCUCCAUCGGCCACGUCGUCGUCGUCGGCGGCAGAGACCGGCGGAUCAGGGUCACGGCCCCAGUCAGGGGCAGCAGCAGCAGCAGCAGCGGCGGCGGCGGCGGCGGCGGCAGGACCCCCGAAGAAGGAGAGGCGCAGGGUGGUGUAUACUCCGGCCAACUCUGUGUCUGCGUCGAUCGUGUACCAGGGUCGCAACCGACACGUGUACGCCGUGGCCAGCGGCAUCAUCCAGCUGCCUCACGGCAACGCGAUCUCGGAGGGGGUGACGGUGUUUCCGGUGGGGCACCACUGGGUCUGCCUGGCGCUGCUGUGCGCGGGGACGCCGAUUUCGGAGCUUCCGAGCCACAUGCAUGCCGACCUGGACAAUAAACAGAUGGACAAGGCGAUCGAAUUCUCCAAAACUUUCUGGUCGACGUCCUCAACGCAGGAGCGCUGGGGGAAGAUAUUCGACGACCGCGCCCUUGCAGAAGGCGGCGGCGGCGGCGGCGGCGGCGGGCUCUCGAAGAAGGAUGCCAAGGACGGCCUUGCCGACGGGAAGGACGAAGUCGAUGACGACGACGACGAAAACGACGAAGACGAAGACGAAGAAGAGCACGGCACGGGGGGCGGUAACGGCAGCGAUAGCGGCAGCGAUAGCGGCAACAGCGGCGACGGCUAUGGCUCUGCUCCCGGGUCCGCGGCUACACCGGGCAUGGUCGCCGAAUUCCAGGGCGGCUUCGACAGCGCCUCCGACUACCGGGGCUCCCCCCUGGCAAUCUUGAGGGAGGACCCGGGGCUGUGGAAGCUGGGGGAGAGGGAACCGGCGAGGCAAACGGCAACAGGUGUAGGGGAGAGCAGAGACGACGCUACUCCUCCAGAAGCGGUGGUGGCGGCGGCGGCGGCGGGAGACGGGGCUGCGCGAGGACGACCGUACGACGGGUUCGUGUACGGCGACCUAGCCCGCCUAGAGGCCGAGAUUUUCACCGCCACGGGCGUCGAGGAUGCCCUCCUCCAUCUCUGCCCGGGCGGGUAUGGCGGCGGCGCCUCUGGGGCGGGCAAAGGCGGCGUCGACGCCGCUGCCAAGAGGUCGUCCGUGCUCCGAGGCGUGCCGUGGCUGAGCUUCCUCGACGAUGACGGCGACGGCGACGGCGCUGUUGGUGACGUCGAAGGGAGGCUCUUGGUGUGGCGACCGCCUGCGGUGGUCGCGGAGGCGCUGGACGCCGACCUUGACGCCGACCCGACGGGCUGGCUGUCCGGCUUCGGUGGCGGCGGUAUUGAUGGUGAUGGUGGUGGUGGUGAUGACAGUAGUGCGGGUGAUCGGGGGGCGGAGGAAGGUUUAGAUGACGUGGGUUCGGAAUCGUGGCAGGGUGGCGGCGGCGGCGGCGGCGGCGGCGGCGGCGACAGAGAAGAAGCGGGGCGGCGGUGUCAACGGCAGCCCCCGAAGCACCCGUGCCUGGCGCAGUUCGAGACGUACCUGUCUCACCGCGACGACGUCGACUUCGCCGCCGGGCUUCUAAAGGCCGGCUUCUACCUCAGCUCGUACCUGGUCCUGGGA
This is a messenger RNA of Ectocarpus siliculosus, 6792 nucleotides long. The record is from the annotation of a GenBank genome assembly. NCBI's taxonomy places the organism in Eukaryota, Phaeophyceae, Ectocarpales, Ectocarpaceae.